GGGAGGUGUGACAGGGCUUUCUCCACACACUGCUCCUGGGCCAGUUGCUUCCCUGCUGACAACUGGCAGCCUGUUCAAGAGUCUCCCCUCCAAGCUCUCACCAUUUACCCACUGCUGCUUCUCUGCUGUCUCCUCUCUCUCUCUUUGGGCAACUUACUUCUCUCCCUGUGGAUGUCUCAGGAUGUGGCUGCAAUGCAAAGGUCCAUAGACCAGCAUGGGACUGACUGAGGAUGCUGAUCUGGACCUUUAAACUGUGGAAUACUCAGCAAACUUCUCCCAGAAGGAAGGAAUUCUCAACGUUCGGAUUAUUCUCGUACUGGAAACAAGUAUCUGCUAUCUCCUGAUCAGUCAUAUCUGAGGGACCCCUGACUGCAGUGACCUUUUUAUUAUUAUUAUUUCCUCCCCCCCAAAAGUGGAUUUUCUAUGGUGGAGUUUUGUGUGUGCAUGUUGUGCCAGCUGCAGGCUAACUUGGUGUCUGUCUCCAAGCUGUGAUCUCCAGGACAGGAAGAAAUUUGGGCACUGGAUGAGUUCAGGGUUACAAGGGAUAUUUAACCCUAAUCCUCAGACAGCUGCUUCAACUCAUCCAAGUCAGAGCCCCCUCACUGCAGCCCCUGUCUCCAGGUUAACCCCAUACUGGGGCAUCUGCAAGUUUACUGUGCCAGUAGCUCCAGUAUUUCCAGUUUGCAGGGAAGCAGGCUGGGCAUCAGAGAGGGGAGAGGAUCUGGUGUGUUCACAGCCCCAAGCCAUGUGGGCAGAGGGCACCCCUUUAGCGUUGCUGGCAGCUGCUUCCUUCCUGCUGGCAGUGUUGGCAGCCGCCCGGGGGAGCGGUGAGUACUGUCACGGGUGGGUGGAUGCCCAGGCGGUGUGGAGGGACGGAUUCCAGUGCCCGGAGCGCUUUGAUGGGGACGAUGCCACCAUCUGCUGCGGUACCUGCGUCCUGCGUUACUGCUGCUCCAGCGCCGAGGCCAGGCUGGACCAGGGUGUGUGUAAUAACGACAGACAGGAGGGGGCGCCACACGAAAGGCCGGAUAAGGACAGCCACGACUCCGCGGCAGUUCCUAUCUACGUCCCAUUUCUAAUCGUAGGUUCUGUUUUUGUGGCAUUUAUCAUCUUGGGGUCGUUGGUAGCUGUUUGCUGUUGCCGAUGCCUCAGGCCAAAACAGGAGCCUCAGCAGAGUCGAGCACCUGGAAGUAAUCGUCUAAUGGAGACCAUUCCCAUGAUCUCAAGUGCUAGUACCUCACGUGGCUCUUCCUCUAGACAGUCAAGCACAGCUGCCAGCUCCAGUUCCAGUGCCAAUUCGGGUGCCAGGGCACCCCCUACAAGAUCCCAAACCAACUGCUGUUUGCCAGAAGGAGCUAUGAAUAAUGUUUAUGUAAAUAUGCCUACCAAUUACUCUGUGUUGAACUGUCAACAAGCCACCCAACUUGUUCCACACCAAGGACAAUACCUACAUCCUCAGUUUGUAGGCUAUGCCGUACCUCAUGACUCUGUAACCAUGACCCCUAUGCCUCAGUUCUUAGAUGGACUACAAGGUGGAUACCGACCAAUGCAGUCACCCUACCCUCACAGUAAUCCUGAACAGAAGAUGUACCCAGCUGUGACUGUGUAAAUUGUACCAUCUUCAUUGGAUUGGGAAUGUAAAUAUUGCCACCCAGCCAUAGAAUCUUGACUGGGAGGAGCACCGACUCCAGAACUUCUGACAAUGUCAUUAGGUUUCAUUGGACUUCUAAGCUAUACCCAAGUGUUGAAUGGCUGUUUUGUUCAAUGCAUGGAUAACAGUGGUAAGAGGUUUCAAGUGUGCAGAUUUUGUUUUAUAGGAUUCUUUUAUUGUCUUUAAAACCUGAGCCAUUAACCCGCUCUAUUGAGGGGAUCUCCAGAGUUCCUACAAAGAGAAAUGUUUAGUGUCCUUUGGAAGAGCAGAUAUGCUUUCUUUGUCUUUGCCAAUGCAAGUGUGGCACAUCAGGUGCUGUAUCAAUUUCAUGUUUAACAUUGACAAUCAUAUCGACAAUCAAACAGUAAAUCUGUGUUGUUGUUUUUUCUAAUCGAUGCCUACAUCAGGCGUGUAUUUUUUAAGAUAUAUAUUGUACAAAGAUUCCCAAAAAGAAACAAAUGAACAUGUGUAUAUAUAAUGACAAAUACACUAUUCUCAAAG
Pelobates fuscus (common spadefoot toad) is the source of this 2152-nucleotide messenger RNA. It is a transcript of the gene SHISA2, whose product is annotated as shisa family member 2. The transcript has 2 exons. The coding region runs from base 524 to 1609 and encodes 361 amino acids. The record is from RefSeq and is a predicted model, not a curated record. Lineage: Eukaryota; Metazoa; Chordata; Amphibia; Anura; Pelobatidae.